AUGCUUGCCGGUUCAAGUUUGAUUUCAGACCUGAACCGCAUCAACUCUUUGUUGAUAAACUGCACAAAUACUGUCCAAGAUAUUAACAGUGAAAGGUUUACGGUGAAACGUGAAAUGAAAGCUUUUCUGACAAGUCCUGACAAGUCUGAGGCGUUGAAUUCCUCAGGGCAAGAAGCUGAAUCGCAAAUUGAUACUUUUAUCAGUGUUGAUGAAAACAAAGAUAAGCAAAAGACAGUGGGCCUUCUGGAAACUGAGACGCCUAAAUCUUCAAGUUCAGUUGCACAUCCUUCACUGAAGAUCGACAACGAAGAUUUAGACGAGAUCCAAUGGUCCCAUAAACAAAAUUCUCGCAAGGAUGAUGAAAACAGCUGCUCAGAGAAAAACCCCGACGAAAAUGACACCAAGUUUAUGUGCUCUCUUAAGGACUCAGUGCAAACAAUCCCCUCGGACGAGGCUCCGGCAUAUGCACGGCAAACAACAGUAAGCGUUCCUAAGAGCAUUCUUAAGACCAGGCACAGCUCGCCUACUGCUACUCCUCCCGUUCGCAAAUUUGCUCAAUAUCUGCGCGAGAAAAAUAGCGUUGCGCAGAACGACGACCCCUCUUCAGUUGUGACGUACCGCAAGAAGGUCAAGUUUGACCUCAGUCCUCAGCAUGACCUAGGCGAUGAGGAUAAUAAAUUUACGGGGUCGCAGCACGACGUUUAUUUUGUGAGUGAAGAUGGCGUGCGAAAUAAAGGCUUGGCGUAUGCCGCGUCGCCAUACAGCGAUCACAAUCAGUUGUAUAAUCAUAUGCAAGACGACGGAGUAAUCAAUACAACAUCACAUCAAGAGUAUUCUGAUUAUUAUGAGAUUUCAUUACAAAAUGAUGAUGAUAUUCUGAAAGUAUCUAUGAACGAAAAUAGUUACUUUGAAGAUAAUACAGCUGAUCGCCAAGGCAUUGACCAAUCAAACAAGAACCAGGGUGCUGCCGUGAGCACGGCUCUGUGCGAGGUGCCCACUUCUCAGGUUUCCAGCACUACAGGGCUGCUGCAGAUCUCGCCCACGGGGGUGCGGCCAGACAGAGCGGUCGGACAGGAGGUCGCUGACAAAUGGUCUACGCUUGACAGCGGGGAUCGUCAAGCUCGACAUGAAGUCGUGCACCGACGCAACCUCGCCUUCGUCUGCACCACGAAUGAACAUUUCGACUCCACACAACAAACAGCGAUGCAACAGGAGAACACAAUGCAGUUUAGUGCCAUCAAUGCUGAGGGAUUUACUGAACAGGAAAAAAUAGAAGAUGAAGUUAUAUAUGCGGAUGAUGAAAAAUCCAGAUCUGUGCACGAUCAUGAGCAAGAUUCCGGCGAUGAUAUCUUCAGUGGGCCAGUGGAAGGGCAAGCUGAUAACAAUAGUAAGGAAACAAUGGAAACGUUCUGUGCAGAUAAAGGCUUAACAUCGCCUCCUCAUUUCCACGUACGGAGAACAAGUGCAUCCACCAUAGAGAAUAAAAGCCCUGAUAUGGAAACUCCAAUCCACUUCGCCAACAUCGUCGAAAUCGUGCACAGCGACGUCGUGAGGACGAGCUACGAACAAGACGAUGACUCAGAAGUGACUCGUCUCAUCGUGAGCGAGAGUAGCGAGACUCCCGCACCUGUACAGUCGUUAAUUGCAUCUGAAAUACGUGAGAAUGAUAACGACCAAGACCGCAUUGAGGAGCAAAAAAAUGAUGGGGCUCUAGAUGACUGUACCAGUGAUAUAAUAGAGUUUGAAAAACUCGAUAAAGUGAGUAAUCAUUCUGACGAUGAAGAAGAAUAUGAUGAUGACGAUGGCACAAUGAUCGUCCGUGACGAAGAUGAGAACGAGAAAUUUAAUUCUCAUCGCCCGUCUACUUCCUCGUCAAUUCAUAAAGCUGACUGCAACGAGGCUCCGACGAAGCCUACUCCUUUAUUUCCAGAAGGCAAUACGCAGCCCGUGAGCGAUUCAAACGAUCACAUUGACAACGAAGGAAUCAAGGGCCCUGCUGGUCGACUGGACGCCAAAGGAGUCGGAUUUAAUCCUCUACAAAGUCUCGACUUAUCUCGCCUGCAGAGCGAGCGAGGCGUGUACUCAAGGAUGUUCUUACGACAAUUCAAAGGAGGAAUUUACAAAAAGAAACAACUUUCUUCUCUUCCAGCGGAAGUGGAGGUAAAAGGAUCGGAUCAUACAUCCUCAUCUCCUUCUGAUGCCCAUCAAUCUUCUCGCUCUCUUAUUAAUGAGGCCAAAUCACUUCCAGCAUCCUGCACGUCACAAGUCAAAGAGCCUCAUGACAAGCUCUUAUCUCACCAUCAACCACCUCACACUUAUGCUCUUGCAUCUGAAUCAGAUUUAAAUAUUCAACCUAGCAAGGCUACACCUGCAGGCCACAAGCAACCUCAUCCAGAUACCAGCUCCGGUCAUCAAGAAUUGCUCCAGAAAAUGGAUCGCAUGUCAUCUGCUAUUGAUGAACUAAUUUCAACGUAUCCUCGAUACCCCAAAAACGGACUCUAA
This is a messenger RNA of Hyalella azteca, 2502 nucleotides long. RefSeq lists its product as uncharacterized. The transcript is spliced from 3 exons. The record is from RefSeq and is a predicted model, not a curated record. The coding region runs from base 1 to 2502 and encodes 833 amino acids. NCBI's taxonomy places the organism in Eukaryota, Metazoa, Arthropoda, Malacostraca, Amphipoda, Hyalellidae.